Girardinichthys multiradiatus is the source of this 1694-nucleotide messenger RNA. RefSeq lists its product as uncharacterized. Lineage: Eukaryota; Metazoa; Chordata; Actinopteri; Cyprinodontiformes; Goodeidae. The coding region runs from base 166 to 1152 and encodes 328 amino acids. The transcript is spliced from 8 exons. The record is from RefSeq and is a predicted model, not a curated record.
UUUCCUCAGAAAACCUGUAAAGUAUCUUGAGCCUCAGUGUUGACGUGGCUGCAGCUGACAGACAGAGGAAGAGUGAUGCUCUGCAUCAUGUCUGGAGGAGGAAGUCAUUCGAUUCAUGAGCAAAAAGUGUGAAAAGUUGCAGCAGCAAAUCCUCACAACUUCAUCAUGAACAUCCAUCCCAGUUUGGUCUGCUUCUUCUUCUUCUCUCUGCAGGUCAGUUCUGCCAAUUCUCUGAAACACAUAUAUGGAGCUGCUGGAGAAGACAUCAGAGUUACAUGUGGCAUUUUUCUGUUUGACAACUGGAAGAUCUUCUGCAUGGAAAACUGUUCAGGAGGAAACCUUCUGAUUAGUACAAGUGAAAACAAAGCCAAGAUUGGAAGGUACAGCAUUGAAUUUGUUAGAGAUACUCCUUUGGGGUUUUUUCUUUUCUAUGUGAGCAUCUCAGAGCUGAUCCAGUCCGACUCAGGGGGGUACAGAUGUGGUUUGGGCGCCUCCUUGUCCUCAGCUUUAUACCAGGACUUCAGACUUGUAGUUAAAGAUGUCCACCCCUCACUCUCCACUCCACCAACCAGAGGCUGUUUGAGCUCCAGUUCAGGAAGCUUCACAGCUUCAGCUUCCUCUGAAACCACAGAUCUGCCUGUUCUGACUAAGACGAACACAACAACAUCUAAAGGUGCACCAAACCACACAGGGUCUGCAAAUGUUCUGCGGUAUGUGGCUCUAACUUUGGUUAUCAUCAUCAUCUUGUUAUCUGUGGCUCUGCUGGUUUGCUGCCGAAAAAGACCUGAGAAACAUCACACAGAGAACACUCCUGCCACUGAGAACUCCAGAAUGAAUAAAGACGGCACAGAAGAAUAUCAAGAGUGGAAAUCUGCUAAUGUGGAAAUCUACUCAUCUUACAGAGAAACCACAAACACCAAACCAACAGAAGCUGAAACUAACCAGAGCUGCAGCUCUGUAACUGCAACCACUUCUCAGCACCAAGCUGAAGAUGACUCAACUAAAGUCAUCUAUGCAAAAGUGAAGUUCUCCAACAGAAAGGUGGUGUCUCCUCCCAGAGCUUCCUGCAGUACCAUAAAUGAUGUUAUCUACGCUGAGCCUCGGGUGGAUAAAACCAGCCAUAAUGAGCUGGUUUACUCCAACACAACUUAGCUUCAACUCUGCUGCGGCCAUUUUUAUCCUCGCAGAUCAACAGGAAGCUAGAGGCUGAGCGGUGCAAACCUAUGCGGGCCGACCUUAGGGAUGAAUGGAGCAGACCUAAAAUGAGUCCAACUCCAGUCCUGCUCCCAGCUGCAGGCCAAGAGUAAUCACACACCUGGAUCCCAGUCCACUAAUCACUCCACCCUGCUUAAACGCUCCUUGGUUUCUAUCUGAACUCUUUAGUUUCUAAUCACAUCUUUGAUUUUUUAUUUGUAUAUACUUUAGUUUCUCCCGAGCCUCAGUGUUACUGAUUUGGAGUCUGUGUUACAAGGCAAGUUAUGUUUUAGUCAUGUUUUAAAUCACUAGAAAUUAAACUUACUAAAGUUACUAAAUCACUUUAUCACCUUAUUUGCAGAUUUCAACAUGAACAUUUUUUAAAUGUGUAAUAAAAGCUAAUUCAGAGCAUCAAUCUUAGAGCAGGGUGGAAAUACCACAGCUAACAUCUUAUUUACACCAUUGUCUUUCUUUCUGAUAUUUAAAAUAAAGUUUUCUCA